CGGAACAUUUUCUGAACGGAACAGUGAUGAGAUGCACCGCAAACACUUCCUAAUAACACAGCUCGAUCAUUCAUUACAUUUAAAACGAACCAAAACAUUCCACUUUUUUAUGUAGCUUUGGCAUAUGGCUUCAACCAUGAUUCCGUACACUGUCAAUAUUAAAUUGGCUGCAAGAACACUGACCGGAACCGUUAAUUUACAGAACAAGACAGCAGUGGACUGGGGAUGGCAGGGUCUGAUCGCUCAAGGCUGUCACUCUAGUAUCCUCAUCAUUGACCCAAAUACAGCUCAGACCAUUCAGGUCCUGGAGAGACACAAAGCCAAUGUGGUCAAGGUCAAAUGGUCCAGAGAAAACUACCACCACAGUCUCAGCUCACCCUACUCUCUGCGUCUGGCAUCUGCGGAUGCGGCAGGGAAGAUCAUUGUGUGGGAUGUGGUGAGUGGUAUGGCUCACUGUGAGAUCCAGGAACACACCAAACCUAUUCAGGAUAUGGACUGGCUGUGGGCUCAGGAUGCUUCACGUGAUCUUCUUCUGGCUGUCCACCCUCCCAACUAUAUUGUUCUGUGGAAUGGAGACACUGGGACCAAGCUGUGGAAGAAGAGCUAUGCUGAGAACAUCCUGUCUUUCUCCUUUGACCCCUUUGAGCCCUCCAAUCUGGCAUUGCUGACCAGUGAGGGUAUAGUGUUCAUCACAGAUUUCUCUCACUCUAAACCGCCGGGCAGUGGAGGCAAGAAGGUUUAUAUUGCCAGUCCUCAUUCCAGCCCCGCCCAUAGCAAACCUGCUGCGGCUCAACCCACCGGUGCCAAAAAAGCCCUCAAUAAGGUCAAAGUGCUCAUCACCAAUGAGAAACCCACGGCUGAAGCAGUGACUCUUAAUGACUGUCUCCAACUGUCAUACCUGCCAUCUAAGAGGAACCACAUGCUGCUGUUGUACCCCAGAGAGAUCCUCAUCCUAGACUUGGAGCUCAGUCAGACCGUUGGAGUGGUCGCCAUCGAGCGCUCCGGUGUGCCUUUUAUACAGGUGAUUCCUUGUGCCCAGAGAGAUGCUCUCUACUGCCUCCAUGAGAAUGGUUGCAUCACACUGCGUGUGUGUCGCUCCACAACACCUUCUCCUAAUGAAACAGGCAAGACAGGCCUUGUUCCUUCACAACUGUCCUUCAGUCUGGGGGUGGGGCAUUCAAUGACUGAUCCAGAGCAGAAUGUACAAGAGUUGGUAUAUGAUCUCCGCUCCCAGUGUGACGCCAUCCGUGUGACUAAGACCGUGCGGCCCUACCGAGUGGUGAUCUGUCCUGUCAAUGAGAACAGUGCCGCCCUGGUGGUCAGUGAUGGAAGGGUGAUGCUUUGGGAGCUCAAAGCUCAUCCCAGUAAAUCUUCAUCCAAUCUGAGUUCUGGCUUGCCUCCUUUGUAUUCUCCUGUGAAUUUCUGUGGGACACCUUUACGUCAGAAUCAGAAAUGCAUCCCGGAUCUUUCCCUGAAUACAAUGAUCGGUCACAGUCUGAUUUCUGGAGUGGACUCCCCACGACCCCAGGCAGAUCAACAGGAAGUACAUCUGAAAUUCCUGUUGACAGGGCUGUUGUCUGGCCUGCCCUUGCCUCCCUUCUCCCUCCGGAUGUGUCCUCCGCUCACCACCAAGAAUAUCAACCACUACCAACCCUUACUGGCCGUGGGUACAAGCAAUGGCUCUGUGCUGGUGUACAACUUGACCAGUGGCCUCCUGCACAAAGAGCUGAGUGUCCAUUCCUGUGAAGUCAGAGGAAUCGAAUGGGUUAGUUUGACUAGUUUUCUGUCCUUCGCCACCUCUGUUCCUAAUAACCUUGGACUUGUGAGGAAUGAACUGCAGCAUGUGGACUUGCGCACAGGCCGGUGCUUUGCAUUUCGAGGUGAGCGUGGGAAUGAUGAACCAGCCAUUGAAAUGAUUAAAGUGUCACAUCUGAAGCAGUACCUGGUGGUGGUGUUCAGAGAUAAACCUCUGGAACUCUGGGAUGUCCGCACAGGAACCUUGCUGCGUGAGAUGGCCAAGAACUUCCCUACUGUCACUGCCCUGGAGUGGUCUCCUUCGCAUAACCUGAAAAGUCUGAAGAAAAAGCAGAUUGCUGCACGCGAGGCCAUGGCCAGACAGACCACCCUCGCUGAUGCAGAGCAGAGCAGUGUGGAGUCCUCCGUUAUCAGUAUGUUGCAGGAUGCUGAGAGUAAGUCUGAAAUGAGUCAGGGCAUAUCGGCUCGAGAACACUUCGUGUUUACUGACACAGACGGCCAGGUCUAUCACAUCACCGUGGAAGGCAACACCGUGAAAGAUGGGGCACGUAUUCCACCUGAUGGCAGUAUGGGGAGUAUUGCCUGCAUUGCAUGGAAAGGAGACACUCUAGUUCUGGGAGAUGUAGAUGGAAACCUCAAUUUUUGGGACCUAAAGGCCCGUCUUUCAAGAGGUGUACCUACACACCGGGGAUGGGUGAAGAAGAUUCGUUUUGCUCCAGGCAAAGGCAACCAAAAGCUCUUGGUGAUGUACACAGAUGGAGCUGAGGUCUGGGAUACCAAAGAGGUGCAGAUGGUGAGCAGCAUUAGAGUGGGGCGGAACGUGAAUUAUAGGAUUCUGGAUAUCGACUGGUGUACGUCAGAUAAAGUGGUGCUGGCAUCAGAUGAUGGCUGCGUGAGAGUGCUGGAGAUGGCCAUGAAGUCUGCCAGUUACAGAAUGGAUGAGCAGGACCUGACAGAUCCAGUAUGGUGUCCCUAUCUUCUGCUGCCACGUGCUGCUCUCACACUGAAGGCCUUUCUGCUGCUGCAGCCGUGGUCUGAUACAUUCACCAUGGACAUCACUCACAUAGACUACAUAGAGAAAGAUGAAAUCAAGGGACUGAUCCAGGAACAGCUCAACUCUCUUUCUAAUGACAUCAAAAGCGUUCUCCAGGAUCCAAAUCUGAAUUUGCUACAACGCUGCCUCCUUGUGUCUCGGCUGUUUGGUGAUGAAUCAGACCUUCAGUUCUGGACGGUAGCUGCUCAUUACAUCCAGUCCUUUUCCCAGAGCUCCCAGCCCAGCGGAUCUGCCCCAGAAGGCCAAACAGCAGCUGAGGGUCCCCAGAGCACCCCUGGCAGCCACCUGGACAUCUGCCAUGACACCCUGUGUGAAAGCUCCUUCUUCCAGAGGUUUCAGCUGGAGCGAGUUCGUCUGCAAGAAGUGAAAAGGUCCAGCUAUGAACACACUAAAAAGUGUGCUGACCAGCUGCUGCUGCUGGGACAAACGGACCGUGCGGUGCAGUUGCUCUUGGAGACCAGUGCAGAUAACUCCAGCUACUACUGCGACUCUCUGAAAGCCUGUCUGGUGACCACCAUCACCUCAUCCGGCCCGUCUCAGAGCACCAUUAAACUGGUGGCCACAAACAUGAUCGCCAAUGGCAAGCUGGCAGAGGGUGUGCAGUUGCUCUGCCUGAUUGACAAAGCGGCGGAUGCUUGUCGUUAUCUGCAGACAUAUGGAGAGUGGAACCGUGCUGCCUGGCUGGCGAAGGUGCGUCUGAACCCAGCAGAAGGUUCAGAUGUGCUGAAGCGCUGGGCGGAGCAUCUGUGUUCUCCUCAGGUUAAUCUGAAGUCAAAGGCCAUCCUGGUCCUGCUCUCAUUAGGAUGCUUUCAAAAAGUGGGCGAGAUGCUCCACAGCAUGAGAUAUUUCGACCGUGCUGCACUCUUUCUCGAAGCCUGCUUGAAAUAUGGUGUGAUGGAGACAAAUGACGACGUUAAUAAGCUCAUAGGUGCAGCCUUUGUGGACUACGCUAAACUGCUUCGCUCCAUCGGGCUGAAACAGGGCGCCGUGCUUUGGGCGUCUCGGGCGGGAGAGAGAGGGAAGCAGCUGCUGGAUGAGCUUUCCCAAACAGAGGGUAUGGGGCCAGAGCCCAGUCCCAGCGAGGAGGAGGACGACAGACCUCUUGUGAACAUAGAAUGACUUGCCAGUGGGGAAGAAGAGGAAAACCAUAAAAUUCAAGAUUCAUAAUAUCUUCAAAUCUCGUCCUUAUCACACCCACAAGCAUGCUAGUAAUCAUCAAACACAAACACAUCUUUUCAUGCAGUUUCAAGUGGUUUGUCUGGUUCAUAGUUGUCUUCUCCGCUGGUUGUCAGGUGUGUUGUGUCCGAAAACAUUCCCGUUAUCCUGCUGUAAUGUAUUCCAAACCUGUUCUUGCACUUAGUUUAUCGACCAAAUAUAUAUUUUCAUAGUGAUUUAAAACAAACCAAAAAAUAAAUAAAUAAUGACAAUAAUUAAUAAAACAUUUUAAGAACCUUUAAAAUUGAUUAUUAUAUGUUUGACACUAAAUAUGCCUAUACUUUCAGAUUAUGGAACCAUUUUAAACCAUUAAACAAAACAUAAUUAGGGUGAAUUAUGACCCUGACAUAUUCUUUAAAGGUUUCAUGAGCAUCACUGUAAGUUACAUAAAUGGUUAUUAUAUGGUUAUUUGAUAGUUACAUGGUUAAAAUUUAAAUGAAAAACAACAAAUUCAUAACUCAUCCACUCCUCUGUGUGAUGUAAUUCAGAUGAGUGCUGUUCCUUCAGUAAUGUUGUAUAUGCCUUUCAUUGAUUGUUUGUGGUUUGUUGGCUGUAUUCAUGUAAUAUAGAAUAAACCCCUAUUUUUCCUCUCAGCCAUUAACUUAAUUGUGUAGUUGGAUUGCACUUGUUCAUGCAGUUGUUUUGUGUUUUGAGUUUGAUGCAGUGUUUUGUUUGUAUGAUGUUUCCACGUAGCUUCAGAUCUCAGAGAGUUGCUGUUUUUGGAUAUUGUCCUGUUGAAAUGAGAUGUGACUACAAACACUUCAUGUUUGUGACACCACCUUUGUGUCCGAUAUAAAAAUGGAAUUUUUUUUUUUUUUUCUUCUUUUUUUAAUGAGUAAUUCAUGUGUUGAAUUAUGAUUAUUGCCUUGUUUUGGUAUGAUUGUGAGUAAUGAUUCAUGACUUUAUCAUUUAAAUGUUCCUAUUUAAACAUUUGUAAUUAAUGUCCCAGGUGUUUGAGCUUACUGUAUGGAUAUACUGCAUGUAUAUAUGCAAAGUAAUAAAUUCAGCCUGUACCAUC
Molecule: messenger RNA, 5042 nt
Organism: Megalobrama amblycephala (Wuchang bream)
Lineage: Eukaryota; Metazoa; Chordata; Actinopteri; Cypriniformes; Xenocyprididae
Gene: wdr11
Product: WD repeat domain 11
Exons: 29
Coding region: 125-3928 (1267 amino acids)
Cellular component (GO): cytoplasm
Molecular function (GO): protein binding
Source: RefSeq, a predicted model, not a curated record